AUGUCUGAUGCACGAAACCCCCGCAUCGACAAUCUCCCUCAACCUCAAUCCAACACAUCCGCCUUCGACACGUCAUCACCUGGUUCCAUUGAUUUCAACUUUCCUUUUGCCGGUAGUCCUCAUGGUAGCAGCAACAGUGGCAUAGAUGCUCCGCCAGAUAUCCGUUUGAGCCACAGCCAGGGUUUUCCUGGUCGAGGCUCGAUGGUGGGUUAUGCCAAAGGCAAAAUCCCCAGUCCGCAACAUCGAGCCUCUUUGGCCAGCAUCGAUUCGGCCUUUGACCAUGAUCUUUUUGGCGCCGCCGCGUUGAGCCAAUGGGCUCCCGGUUCCGGCAAUCAGCCACCUAGUAACGCAGAUUCAUCACCGAGGAAAGCCCCGAGCACCACUGAGCAGGAAAACAGAAAGCCUCAAGGCGACGACGAAAAGCCGCCGGCAUGGAGCGAGCUCAAGACGAAGGCAGGAAAAGAGAGAAAACGACUGCCUCUGGCCUGUAUUGCUUGUCGCCGAAAGAAGAUCCGAUGUUCCGGUGAAAAGCCGGCUUGCAAGCAUUGUCUACGUGCUCGCAUACCCUGCGUCUACAAAGUGACGACCAGGAAAGCUGCUCCUCGGACGGAUUAUAUGGCCAUGUUGGACAAGCGCCUGAAAAGGAUGGAAGACCGCGUGAUCCGAGUCAUCCCCAAGGACGAACUCCCAGAUCUGAACGCGACUGGCCGAGGUUCGGUCCGGCCGCCUCUGCCGGGCCAGGCGCUGAAGAAGGAGAAAGACCAGCCCAAGAAGCGGUCCGCCGACGAGGCUUUCACGCAAGAGCUCAAUGACUGGAGGAGCUCUCGAGAGAAAUCUACUUUGCUCGACCCCACCGCUGGUUUGCGUAAACAGCGCGAAGGCGAGAACAAGCUGUUUAUCGAAGGCUCCGAGUCUCUCCCCCCACAACACAUCCAAGAACAUCUCGCCGAAGUGUUUUUUGACUGCGUCUACGGCCAAUCCUACCUCCUUUUGCACAAGCCCAGCUUCAUGCGGAAACUGAAAGCUGGCACGAUCCCACCAGUCCUUAUCCUGGCUGUAUGUGCGAUUUCUGCGCGUUUCUCGACACACCCGCAAGUUAGCACCGAACCGGCGUUUCUGCGUGGAGAGCAGUGGGCAACUCCCGCUAGACGCAUCGUGGAGAAGCGUCACUACGAGCCCAACAUCACCAUCCUUACGGCAAUGCUCAUGUUGGGUCUACACUACUUUGGGACCUGUGAGGGCGGAUUGUCGUGGUCCUUUGGCGGCCAGGCCAUGCGGAUGGGCUACGCUUUACAACUGCACCGCGAACUCGACCACGAUCCCCUGGGUCGAAACCAAAUUGCCAACAACUCGAAUGAGAACAAAAAGGGAGGGCCCAAACCGCCCGAACUCUCCUUUACAGACCGGGAAAUCCGCCGUCGAACAAUGUGGGCCUGUUACCUGAUGGACACGUUCAACUCGUCCGGAACCGAACGCCCUUCCUUUCUCAACGAGGACUACUACCAGAUCCAGUUGCCGAUCAAAGAAUCACACUUUCAAAUGGAGGUGCCCGGCGCCACGGAAGACCUGUACGGCAAUGUGCCCAUGUCCAGCGGUAACAAGUCAUCGCUCGACAACAACGCAGGGGACGUCGCCGCCGAGGCAAAAGCAAACAUGGGCGUCGCCGCGUACAUCGUUCGUGGCGUGGUCCUCUGGAAACGCAUCGUCAAGUAUCUCAAUCUGGGAGGCAAGGAAAAAGAUCCGCAUCCCAUAUGGGACCCAUUAUCUCAGUUCGCGACCCUGCAACGCCAAAUUUCCCAACUGAAAUCCUCUCUACCGGACGACAUCACCUACACGCCGGAAAAUCUCGCCACACACGCCUCUGAACGUCUCGCGAACCAAUACCUCUUGCUGCAUAUCAUCCUGGCCCAAACCUCCCUCUUUCUCCACCGCUUCGCUAUCCCUACGCAACCCAGCCACAGACCCCAUCACCAUUACUACACCCAGCAAGGCAUGCCUAAGGCGUUCCUCACGGCAUCCGCCAAUAUCGUCCUCGAAUCCGCGAGCCUUAUCAGCAAACUCAUCGCCGACGCGACGGGUCACACCCUGACCGUUCCCUUCGCGGGGUACUGCGCCUACGCUGCCGCGACGGUGCAUGUCUGGGGGAUCUUCUCCAAGAACUCGGCUCUCGAGCAGCAAAGUAAGGAGAAUUUACGGCACAACUACAAGUACCUCACGAGGAUGAAGCGGUACUGGGGCAUGUUUCAUUACAUGGCCGAGUCAGUCAAGGACAUCUAUCGCGCCUUUGCGGACGCUACACUUCGUCACGCCCAGGCUCGACCGGGUCCAAAUGGGAUCGGUGCUCUGCGCAGACAUUCAUCCGCCACAGGAGGAGGAGGAGGAGGAGCAGGAGGAGGGGGGAGCGGGACGCAGACGCCCAUGGAACUGGACGCGACCGCAACGCUGAUGUCCAACACCAACCCGCCUUCUCGCUCCGAUACCCCCGCAGACCCCAACAAACCGCAAUCCGAAAAGGACAAGUCCAAGACCAUGUUCCAGUACGGCGACUGGUUCGACAAGUACCCGCACGGCGUCUCCGAAAGCGAAUGGGAAAAGUCCCACUUGGAGUACCGCAGCGAACACGCCCAGGGCGGCGCCGAGGCCGUCAUGUCCCAGAGAAGUGAUUUGCAGUCGGUGGAAGAGUUCUUCGCGAGUCUGAGUCCGCCGUCAAAGGCUGAGGAUGGCGCUGGUGGCCUGGCUGGGAGAGGGAAGAAGAUUCCAAGGAGAAGGGGGAAGAGCGUGGCGGAGAACAAGAAGGCGGACAAAGAAGACAAAGGAGAAAAGAGUAAGGGCAACAACAACAACACAUCGAGUUCGACUACGGCUGCGGCUGCCGGCGCUGGAAGCGGAGCUGGUUCGUCAACCACGGAACUGCAGGACUCGCAAAGACGACAGUCAGUGUCCCAACAAUUGGCUGGACAGCAUCUCCCAACCACAAGUGCCGCCGAUCUCAGCCUGAACCUCAACCUCAAUCAACCAUUUGAUCUCGCGAGCUUCGACAUAACAUCCCCAUCACUGUAUCAGAACGCCCAGUUUUCGGACCCUUACACCUAUGGUGGUUCACCGACAUCGCCACACUACAACAGUCUCAGUUUCAUAUCCACCCUGCCGGCCAUCGAUAGACAAAUGGUCUUUGGCGCCGCAUAUGCCGGCAUGGAUCCUACGGGCACCGGCGGCGGCAACAGCGGCAACCAAAACAACGCUUCUUCAGGACUCAACAAUCUCAAUUCUCCCUCGGUGGGCAAUUUUGCGAGCACAAAUCCUUGGGAUCAACUCGAUCUGACGACGUAUGGAUUUAAUGAUCCGUUUGCGGGAGGCGGGACCAGUGGGAUGGACACAAGUUCCUCGGCGUGGUUGUUACCGUUUAACAUUGAACCACCGAAUUUCGGGGGCGGUGGCUUGGAGGAGUUUGGCAACAGCGCGUUGGAUGGGAUGGAUCUGAGUGAUCUUGGUCAAGGCGGAGAUGACGUUGGUGGACAGUUUGGUGGAGAGCAGAAUUCGGGCAAUACGUGA
Molecule: messenger RNA, 3552 nt
Organism: Fonsecaea multimorphosa CBS 102226
Lineage: Eukaryota; Fungi; Ascomycota; Eurotiomycetes; Chaetothyriales; Herpotrichiellaceae
Exons: 1
Coding region: 1-3552 (1183 amino acids)
Biological process (GO): regulation of DNA-templated transcription; DNA-templated transcription
Cellular component (GO): nucleus
Molecular function (GO): DNA-binding transcription factor activity, RNA polymerase II-specific; DNA binding; zinc ion binding
Source: RefSeq, a predicted model, not a curated record